Messenger RNA from Phymastichus coffea, 1097 nucleotides. It is a transcript of the gene Karl, whose product is annotated as apolipoprotein D. The transcript is spliced from 4 exons. The coding region runs from base 251 to 994 and encodes 247 amino acids. The record is from RefSeq and is a predicted model, not a curated record. Lineage: Eukaryota; Metazoa; Arthropoda; Insecta; Hymenoptera; Eulophidae.
AGAGGAGGGCAGAAGGGUCGCGGAUACGCAUAAGUACUUGUGGCUAUAAACGGAACGGAAACGAGUUGGUAAACGAGAAGGAAAGUGGAGAAGGUGCUUGGGCGAGAGGAGCGAGAAUGCAGAGCGGGCGCGCGCGCGAUACAUAUCGGGCAGGAAAGGAAGCGGAUGGCGCGUUGUGUUCGACGACUGGUGACGCGUUGACCGCGGCCGGUCCGAUGGACAGUCGCGGUCGGCGGACGCUGCGCUCAACAUGCACCGCGAAGCUCGUUGGGGAGCAUUGAGUUUUACAGCCCUGCUGUUCGGACUAGCAACUUCGUCGGGCGCGCCGAGCACCGGCGACGGCUCGUGGAGGAGCCGCGCGGGGGUCGAGGACAGAACCCGCUGCCCCAGAGUCAAAGCCAUUCGCAAUUUGGACAUCGGUCAGUUGCUCGGCGCUUGGUACGUGGUGCAGUACUACGCGAGCUCCGAGGAGGCCCUCUCGUACCAAUGCAUGCGCGCCGAGCUAUCCGUGCAGCCGGACAACGCCGAGGUGACCAUGAACUUCACCUAUAGCUUCGUGGAUGACCCGAUGAACGAGCAGCUCUUUGGAAACAUCACCUGGAAAAUACCCGAGGCCGAGGCGCCCGCACACUGGCUGCAUGCCGAAGUACCCUAUGAGGGCAUUUACAACACCUACGUAUUGGACUCUGACUACAAGUCUUGGGCGUUGCUCAUGCACUGCGCCGAGAAGGCCAAGAGUCCCCGCUACCUCUCCAGUCUGAUCAUGAGCCGGCAGCCGAGUCUACCGAAUAACGUCGUCAACUAUCUACGGGAGAAACUUCCGAGAUACGGUAUUGAUCUCGAAUACAUGUUCCCGAUGCAUCAGACUGAUUGCCAGACCUUGGAUCCUUUUGUCGCGAAGCCUACAGCUAGUCCAAUCGAUAAUCGGGAUCAUCGCUUUCAGCGGCGGCAUCCUCUCAAAAGAAAACACAAGAGGACUCAGCAGCAGAUCUGAAAAUUUCCUCGAUAACCGCUAUAAGCGAGUUGUCAUCAAUGUCGAGGUACAAAAACAAAGGCACGCAUAUAGCAAGCGAUCUUGUUGUGUCAUUUGGGCUAGU